CGACAUUUCAACGUCACAUGUAACAAUAACACAGUGUAACACCCACCAUUGCUUUCUUUUUCCUAUCUUUAUAUGCUCCUUGUGAAGACCAGAGAAAGGGGUGCAUCAUAUUUUUUCAGACAUGGCAAGGAUUCCCGUGAGGUUUCAGAGAGUGGCAGCGGCGUUUGAUGCUGACGUGGCACGUGUGAGGCUCUGCGAGAGCAGCGGGAGCGAGCACUCGCCGGAGAGUUUAACCGAUUUGUCUGAUCUCGUCAAGUCUUUCAUGGAGAAAAACGAGACAACGGGAGAGAAAGAAGAGCUGGGUGGCGUUAUUCACUUUGAGGAAGAUCGCGGCGAGGAACAGCUUGAGGAAACCGAGUGCUCUCAUUCGGAGAAGAUGGAAAUGUUGCGGAGUUUGUUUUCUGGAAACGAAGAGGACGACGAGGAUGAAAGGGACGCAAAAGAAAGAAUUAGGAGAGAGGUUGAAGUUGCAUGUGGAGUUGUUGGUAACAAUUCCAAACGCCAUUUGAUGUCUCGGUUGAGGGAAAAAGGUUUUGACGCUGGGCUCUGCAAAUCGAAGUGGGAGAAAAAUGGAAGAUUAACAGCUGGUAAUUAUGAGUAUGUUGAUGUGAAUUUGAAGGGAAAACGCUAUGUGGUUGAAAUUUGGCUUGGUUUAGAAUUCGAAAUAGCUCGUCCCACAAAUCAAUAUUCUGCCUUGCUAGAUGUUUUCCCGUUGAUAUUUGUGGGUAAAGUGGAUGAGCUUAAACAGGUUGUGAGACUAAUGUGCACUGCUAUUAAGGACUCCAUGAAAAGAAUGAAGCUGCACAUACCACCAUGGAGGAGAAAUGUGUACAUGCAAGCCAAGUGGUUCAGUGCUUACAAGCGAACAACUAAUGCAAUUGCAACUAAAGGGGCAUCGCCACCUUUGUCUUCUGAGUCCUUGUUUCCUAAUAGGGCUAUUGGAUUUGAAGUGCUACCUCUGAAAACGCUGAAUUGCAGGGAUGGUGAUUAUGCCACUAAUGCUGGUUUCAGAAUCAGCCAUUUGACAGCUGUCUUUAAUUCCGAUAACCUUGGUUUGUGAUUGAAGUCACAUUCAUAGUAUUCGUUGUAUAGAAGUUGUUCUUUUAUUGAUGGAUGAACUUGAGAGCUGAUGAAUGAUUAUGUGAAGUGUCUUUAACCAGAAAAGUGCUUGAGAACAAUUUCUCUGGUGCACGGCUCUGGCAUAUUUUUGUCUUUUAGGUAGACCAUAGAUUGGGCAAGUAGCACGGCUCUGGCAAAGUUUAUCAUUGCUAUGUUCAAGCAUUUCUUCUAUUUAUUUGAGAAGAUAAUGUUAAAAGAAACAUUG
Molecule: messenger RNA, 1324 nt
Organism: Vigna radiata var. radiata (mung bean)
Lineage: Eukaryota; Viridiplantae; Streptophyta; Magnoliopsida; Fabales; Fabaceae
Exons: 2
Coding region: 122-1060 (312 amino acids)
Source: RefSeq, a predicted model, not a curated record